AUGGCGUCGUCCAUUUACAUUGAUGAAGACGUUGGCCGCGAUGACGACACCGCCAUUGGAACCGAGACAGCGCCAUAUAAAUCUUUGCUGCACGCCAUGAUCAAACAUGCCUCCGAUGGAGCUGCAUUUCAAACUCGAAAAUCCGAGGCUGGCCCAGUUGACGCCAACGGCGAUCCAGCGUCCCGUCUAGAAUGGAAACCGGCCUCGAAAUCCGCUUUGAAAAAGGCCACCAAUAUGUACGAACAGCAUAAACGAAAACAACUCAAAGCCUCUGAAAUUGCCUUUCGAGAAAGUGCCGAGACUGCCAAACGCCAGCAAGUCCUUGAAGAGGCCAAAAAGGUUGUGCUUCAGGAAGACAAAAGCCUACCUGCACCCCUUCAAAUUCGUCUCGACGAUGUGGACUCUGCCAAGAUCAAAUUGGGUUCUGCUGACUCUCCAGGAACUCGCGUUCAAAUCCGUGGUUAUGUCCACCAUCUGAGAUCCCAGAAGGAUGUCAUUUUCAUCACUCUCAAAGACGGCUAUGGCCUCAUGCAGGUUGUCUUCACCGGUGACUUAAUCAGGACCUACGCCGCCAUGACCUUGACCCUCGAAACGUCCAUGGAGAUCCGCGGCGAGCUGAAGGCCCUUCCACCCAAAGCACACGCCCCGCUCGAUCGUGAGCUACAUGCCGACUUCUUCACCGUCAUCGGUGCCGCAGUGGGCGACAAGGAAGCCAUCACCAACAAGGUCCAGCAGGACGGUGACGCCCAGACCCUCCUUGACAACCGUCAUCUUGUGCUGCGAGGCGACAAUGCUUCUGCCGUCAUGAUAGUACGGGACGCCGUAGACUUCGCAUUCCGCACCACAUUCCGUGAGCUCCGCAUGAGAUCCGUCACACCUCCAGCCAUGGUACAGACCCAGGUUGAGGGAGGGGCAACGCUUUUCGAAUUCGGCUACUACGGCGAAAAGGCAUAUUUGACGCAAUCAUCUCAACUCUACCUCGAAACCUGCCUCGCCUCCCUUGGCGACGUCUACACCAUCUCCCCAUCCUUCCGCGCCGAGAAAUCACUCACCCGCCGCCACUUGUCCGAAUACACCCACAUCGAAGGAGAACUCAACUUCAUCAACUUCGACCAGCUCCUUGCGCACCUGGAGCACGUCAUCUGCCGAGUCAUCGACCUAACACUCGCCGACCCCAUCAUCGCGGCACACAUCAAAUCGCUCAACCCAGACUUCAAGCCUCCCUCGCGCCCAUUCCGCCGCAUGCGCUACGCAGACGCGAUCGACUGGCUCGUGGAGCACGAGAUCCUCAACGAAGAAGGACAACCGCACUCUUUCGGCGACGACAUUGCGGAAGCCGCAGAGCGCAAAAUGACGGAUGAACUCAAUGUGCCGAUCUUCCUGACACACUUCCCGGUCGAGCUCAAGUCGUUCUACAUGUUCAAGGACCCCAGCGACCCUCGCGUCACCGAGAGCGUCGAUUGCCUCAUGCCCGGCGUCGGCGAGAUCGUCGGCGGCAGCAUGCGUAUCUACGACUACGACGAGCUCAUGGCUGGCUAUGCCCGCGAGGGUAUUGACCCUGCGCCCUACUACUGGUACACCGACCAGAGACGCUAUGGCGCCACGCCCCACGGCGGCUAUGGUCUGGGUCUCGAACGCUUCCUCGCGUGGAUGUGCGGUCGCUGGACUGUCAGAGAGUGUACUCUAUACCCCCGCUUCGCGUACAGAUGCACUCCAUGA
This is a messenger RNA of Exophiala aquamarina CBS 119918, 1719 nucleotides long. Its product is annotated as asparaginyl-tRNA synthetase. The record is from RefSeq and is a predicted model, not a curated record. Gene Ontology annotation, biological process: asparaginyl-tRNA aminoacylation. Bases 1 to 1719 code for a protein of 572 amino acids. Lineage: Eukaryota; Fungi; Ascomycota; Eurotiomycetes; Chaetothyriales; Herpotrichiellaceae. The transcript has a single exon. Gene Ontology annotation, cellular component: cytoplasm. Gene Ontology annotation, molecular function: nucleic acid binding; ATP binding; asparagine-tRNA ligase activity.